This is a messenger RNA of Vanessa tameamea, 5100 nucleotides long. RefSeq lists its product as uncharacterized. The transcript is spliced from 7 exons. Lineage: Eukaryota; Metazoa; Arthropoda; Insecta; Lepidoptera; Nymphalidae. The coding region runs from base 372 to 3569 and encodes 1065 amino acids. The record is from RefSeq and is a predicted model, not a curated record.
CGCUUUGGCGGAAGAUGGCCGUCGCGUGCCGAUUGUUGCUCUGAUUGUUUACGACGAUUUAAAAAGUUUUUAACUAUUAAAACGUUAUUAUUGACUGUGAACUUUAAUAAAAAGUUGUUUAGUGAAUUGAUUAGGUGGUGCCAAGUGAAUUUAAAAGUUGUUUUAUUCAGUUUUUCUCUCAAAAAGUGCUACAACUUUGGUGUGAAUGAAGCUACCAGUUUUCUAAGAGUGGUUUUACAGUGGAAUGUUGUGAUAAUAUUCCGAUUGGAUAUUGUGUUUAAGCUCAAGUUUCGUUUAGGAUUACCUACAAAUAUUCUUAAAGAUGGCGCCGUCAGCAUAAAAUGUAGCUUGGCCUCUUUAAUUUGGUCAUCAUGAGCAUACGGCGAAGGGUGAUGGGAAAACAGGAUUCCAGCUGGCGGAGAGUCUUCAGUGUAUUUGUGUGUGUGAUAGUGUUAUGUGAUAGUGUCAGUGGUAAGCAAAUGAGUGAGACGCUGCAAAGGGCGCUGUCAGCGGUCCGUGGACCGAGUCCUGGGGCAAAGAAGCUGCUCAAUAUUCCUGAGGAUGGAGCGGACCCUUUGCCCGGCAAGCACGUACCACUUGAGAGCUAUGAGAGCGAGCUGGAGCGAGAACACGCGCUGCCGACGUCCGUCCCCAACGCUGACAUACUCAAGACUAACAGCAAUCCAACCUAUCACAAGCCCAGGCCACCCGCCCACCACGGCGCGGCCCUGCUGGCUGGCGUCGGCGCGGUACCCUCGUACGCGCCGCCAGGCCGCGCGUUCUUCACUCCGCCGUUGCCGCCGGAGUACCGAAACCCGUUUGCUGAUAAGCCAACACUUAGAGGCACGAACACAGAUGGGAACAGUUACCUUAAUCGGCGGCCCAUCCCUCCUCCUUCCCUUGGGCCUGGGCAUGAACGCAUACCCAUCAGACCACCAGGACAGGAAACGUCCUCCCCACAAGUGCCGGCGCCUCCGCCCGCACCGCCUUUGCCGCCAGUUGGACUGGAACCGCAGAAGAAAAAGGCCCUUAACACUCCCAGUCAUAAGCCGGAAGAAUUAGAUGGCGACAAGCAUGGGUCGGAUCAAGCAAAUUUCACAGACUUUGUGCCGAAUUCGCUUAACAUCCCAACAAUAUCGAGGAUCCUUUCCGGUUCCAAUGGAAGGAAAGAAGAUAUUCCAGAUGUUCUUCUCAGAACAGUCACCGCGAAACCCCAACAUAAUCAAGAGAAGACUUCAAAAAGUGACAUAUAUGUCACAAAGGACGCUGGUGUGACACUUAGUGAUUCUAAUAGAGACACUUCAACGGAAGGCGUUUUAGCUGUACUAGACCCCGAUAUGAAUAAUUUAGAUAGGCCACUUAUUGUAGAACAGAAUGGAGAAACGAACACUAGAAGGAAUCUCCAAUAUGCGACAAACAAACAACCAGAACGAAACGAUAGCAGAAAAGACGGUACCUUCACACCUGCGACGACAAUCGGCUUCGAAUUGAGCGAUCCUGAAAUGUCAACGGAGAGAUAUCAUAACCUAGCAAACGUUAAUUCAGAUAAGAAAAUACUAAAACACGAUUCGAAGACCAACGGCCCAGUGCAAAGACUGGGAGUGACAUGGCCGGUCGCUUGGAACAUUCACAUCUAUGGAGCAGCCGUUAUUUUCACAUUUCUCGCCGGAUAUUCCAUAUAUUCGAUCAUAUAUUACAAUAAAUUCACGCAUCUCUUCACUCAAUACUAUUUUAUAAUUCUACAUUUGAUAUUGGUGUUUGUUUGUGUUCUGAGAAUAUUCUAUAUGUUGUAUGAUCCGUAUAAUAUUAACAAUUCAUUGCCAGUUUUCACGAGCGAAAUUCUCCUUCACGUUCCGGAGAUAUUCUUGAGUCUAGCAUUUGCGUCAACCAUUCUGUUCCUUUUAACGAAUAGUAUUAAUUUUAAGACUACUUGCUGCGCGUUCCUCUACCGCCCCAGGACGAUUAUUAUUGGCGGAGGUCUGCAUCUUUUGUCCUGUAUAAUGUUGCAUAUCCUUGAAAAUAGUAAAACGAUUAUUAGGUCCCCACAGGGGGUCGAAAAAAGGGUACUAGGUCUAACUUGUCAAAUUAUAUUUAUUAUGGUCUGCCUCACUAUCGGGCUUUGCUACCUAUAUGUGUACAAAAUGCUUAAACAGAUAUUACAAAAGAAAAGUCACACAUAUAUUCAUGGUUUUCAAAACCUGCACCAAGCGAUACACAUAAACCUGGCUACAGCAAUGCUAUUUAUUUUGAUGGCAACGCUUCAAAUUUACGGCAUAAUUGGUAUAAAUCAAGUAAAUAUGACUAAAUUUGAUUGGUUGCAAUGGGGCUAUCAGUUUUCAUUGCGACUGAUCGAAAUCAGCAUAGUAGCUCUUAUUUCCUGGGUAAUAAGUCUUAAAGUAGGCGUAGUCACUUCUCUGCAACACGAGAAGGCUGACGGUCAAAAAAUACCAGGACUUGGACUAUUCCCUUGCACGGCAGGGUCCAGUAAUGAACAAUUUGAAUCUGACUUUCCCGCUAUUUGUAAUACAAAUACGAACUUACACACGUAUACUUUGAGAACGGGUAAGCCUAUUUAUGAAACCGCAGGUCAUCAUACCAACUUGCCAGACCAAUGCUGCGGUCCAGUAGACCACCAGAGAUUCCCAUUAAAUACAUUAGUCGGUAAUUGCGAUAACAAUUCUGGCACGGAAAACUAUUCUGGACACAGUUCCAUUGCAAAUGCCGGCCAUAGCAGUUCGACAGAAUCGAGCAAUGCCACCUCUAGCCAAGGUGUUACCAAUCAUUUGAUCAAACCCCAUCCAAACAUGGCUGGUUACAGCGGUAUAGAGUCCGCCUCCGACGACCAUUAUUCCAACUGCGAUCCCGCAAUGCAAUCGUUACAAGGUGACGAUCCAUUAGACCACGAAUACAAUGUCAUCCAAUACGGUAGCAAUAGUGAUUUUAUUCGAGAUAUCAAAAACCAAAACUACAACGGCGGUUCAAAUCGUAGUUCCCAUAACUUCAAACACAUGUCCUAUGAUAGGGUUUCGUCUAGAACGAAUAGCAAUCCGCGGAAAAAGCACAGAGCAAAGAAUAAAAACGUCCAGAACUGCAUGACGAUGGGUUACGAUCCUUCUAUGAGUCAUCAUUAUCACCAACCACAUAUGCCAGAUGAAUAUGGCAAUUACAAUGCCGAGAAUGCCUCUUACCACGCAUCCGGUAUACAAACCCUUAACCCCAACAGAAGCUAUGAGGGUCCUUGUCCGCAGAUAAGGAACUCACAGCGUCGCAAUUCUCCCUCCACUUCGAUGGUAAACUCGAGCGGUAGUCAGAAGCGCGGCAAGGGUAACGGUUUCCCGGACAGGCCGAAGUCAACUGACUUAUACGGUUUCUCCGAGGAUCCUAAUGAAAGGAACUAUCAUUGCGCUAUGGGGACGCCCCAACCAGCUCCUAGAAAUUGUAGUUACGAAGCGUCGUAUUCCCAACCCCAGGAUGAGAUUAAUCCGAACGAUACUGGUGCAAGCAUGCUGGUAGCUCAGGACGGGUUUGUACGAUUUAGACCUUUAGAAGAUGGUCCUUCGCAAACCUGAUUUACCAUUAAUCUGUCGUCUGCGGCAGAUAAUCUUAGCUUCUAAUGUUCGAGAACAUUUUAACACGAGACCAGCUUAUUGAUGUUCAUCAUUUCAUUGUAUAUUAUAAAUGUAUAGUUAGAAUAAACGGUAUUUAAGAACCGUGACGGCCUCUUGUAAAUAGCUUUUAUCAUUUAUUUUUAAGCCUCGUGUAAUUAUAUAAGUUUUAUAAAAUCUCGAACGAGACAAACGCCAUUGUUUUUUUAUUCUUGAUCAUGAUGAACGUUUUCAUUAUUAAAUAAUGAAUCAAUGAUGGUAUCAUUUUAAAAUCAUCGUAUUAUGCCGAUGACAACUUAAAGGAAUAUUCAUUAAGUGUUGCCAUUUUAUCAAUAUUAUACUUAUGUCUAAAGCAUUUAUUUUUCAAAUAGUUCUUUUUCUUUUUCAUCUCAAAAAAUGUAAACAAGAACGCACUACAUGUAAUUUAUAUUAUUAUUCGAAAAUGUUGAACGAUCUGUUUUAGACAUAAGAUAUGUCGUAAGCUAUCAGUUGUUGUAAAAUGACAAAUUAAAUAUAUGUGAUAUCGAAUAGAAUUUUGUUUUUAAUAAGUCUGUCCAUAAUUAUUGUAAGGAAUAUAUCAAAUAAUAUAAUUGUUUCUAUAGACUUGCCAAUUAUUUGUAAUUUGCAACAUUGACACUUGAAUAAACUUCGACGGUACGUUUUUGGUAAGUUUAUAGGCAAGUAGAUUAAUGUCCAUUUAAAAUACUGUUUUAAAAAUAACAUUGAAUUUUAUAUCAAUAGAUUUAGGAAUGUUGUGUUUCCAGUCAAUUUUACAGUGUUAUAAUUUUAUGCAUCAUCAUGACAUAAAUUCAAUUCUAAAUGUCCCUUAUAAACAUUGCCAUAUGCAAAUACAGUGUUUUCUAUUUAGUGUUACCAUAUAAAAUUAUUUGUUUAAUUAUUUUGACACAUUCUUAGAAGGACUAGUCACGUGAUCAAUUAUAAAAUGUCAUAAUUACCUUUCGAACGGUUAUGUACGAUUCCUUUUUUGAAUUCACAAUUUUAGCGGGAAAACAGAUCACUUAAGAUAUAAUUGUUAAAUGAACAACAUUUAUAAAAAUGUAUGAACAUAUUUAUACAUUUAGAAAAAAAUAAUGUUGGCACUAAAAUAGAUAGGUAAUAAAUAAUUGUGUAAAAUAGAAAAGAAGUAAUAUUUAUAAUCGAAAAAAAAAUUUUUUUUUUAUAUUCGGUGUUAAUUUCGAUACGUAAAUAUGCAGUGCUCAUACUAUUAUAAUUCCUAUGUAAAUAAUUCAAAUAUAUCACGGCACAUAAGUGUAUUGUAUUGUGUGCAACUUACUCGCUUUUAAUUUUUAAGAAUUUUGUACAUAAAAUUACAAAAAUGGGUUGUUGAAUACCCUUUUGAAAAAUUGCGUUUUUUCUGUUGUAAAUUAUACUUUUUUUUUUAAUAAUUUCAAGACUGUACCUAUUAUCAUUUAACAAAACGACAGAAAUGUCAUACAUUUACUAUGUAUAAAUAAAUAAAAAAAAGUAUUGAAAA